Molecule: messenger RNA, 3393 nt
Organism: Manis pentadactyla (Chinese pangolin)
Lineage: Eukaryota; Metazoa; Chordata; Mammalia; Pholidota; Manidae
Gene: KCNA3
Product: potassium voltage-gated channel subfamily A member 3
Exons: 1
Coding region: 189-1934 (581 amino acids)
Biological process (GO): potassium ion transmembrane transport; protein homooligomerization
Cellular component (GO): membrane; voltage-gated potassium channel complex; axon
Molecular function (GO): protein binding; delayed rectifier potassium channel activity
Source: RefSeq, a predicted model, not a curated record
AAGGAGGGUUGGGGAGGCGUCUCUGCGGAGCCCAGCGCUCCGCGCCAGACCCAGACGGAGCCUCUCGGUGGCUGCGGCAGCCGCCACAGCAACAGGCGGCGGAGGGACGAAGGGGCGGGGAGCGGCAACGGGGCGCGGAGCGCGAGGAGGGGCGACGCGACCCCGCACCGCCGCCUCUACCCCGCCUCAUGGACGAGCACCUCAGCCUCCUGCGCUCGCCGCCGCCGCCGCCCUCCGCCCGCCACCGCGCCCACCCUCCCCAACACCCCGCGAGCGGCGGCGGCGCCCACACACUGGUGAACCCGGGCUACGCAGAGCCCGCCGCGGGCCCCGCGCUGCCGCCCGACAUGACGGUGGUGCCCGGGGACCACCUGCUGGAGCCCGAGGCGGCCGACGGCGGCGGGGAACCGCCUCAGGGCGACUGUGGCGGCGGCGGCGGCGGCGGUGGCGGCUGCGACCGCUACGAACCGCUGCCACCCGCGCUGCCGGCCGCCAGUGAGCAGGACUGCUGCGGGGAGCGCGUGGUGAUCAACAUCUCAGGGUUGCGCUUCGAGACGCAGCUCAAGACCCUCUGCCAGUUCCCAGAGACACUGCUGGGCGACCCGAAGCGGCGCAUGAGGUACUUCGACCCGCUCCGCAACGAGUACUUCUUCGACCGUAACCGGCCCAGCUUCGACGCCAUCCUCUACUACUAUCAGUCCGGGGGCCGCAUCCGCCGGCCGGUCAAUGUGCCCAUUGACAUCUUCUCCGAGGAGAUCCGCUUCUACCAGCUGGGCGAGGAGGCCAUGGAGAAGUUCCGCGAGGACGAGGGCUUCCUGCGGGAGGAGGAACGGCCCCUGCCCCGCCGGGACUUCCAGCGCCAAGUGUGGCUGCUCUUCGAGUACCCGGAGAGCUCCGGGCCGGCCCGGGGCAUCGCCAUCGUGUCCGUGCUCGUCAUCCUCAUCUCCAUUGUAAUCUUCUGUCUGGAGACGCUGCCCGAGUUCCGUGACGAGAAGGGCUACCCCUCCUCGCCGUUUCAAGAGCUGUUGGAUGCGCCCAGCAACAGUACGUCGGGGGCCCCCGCUGGCGCCUCCAGCUUCUCGGAUCCCUUCUUCGUGGUGGAGACCCUUUGCAUCAUCUGGUUCUCCUUUGAGCUGCUGGUGCGGUUCUUCGCGUGCCCCAGCAAAGCCACCUUCUCGAGAAACAUCAUGAACCUGAUAGACAUCGUGGCCAUCAUCCCUUAUUUUAUCACGCUGGGCACGGAGCUGGCUGAGAGGCAGGGCAAUGGACAGCAAGCCAUGUCCCUGGCUAUCCUGAGGGUCAUUCGCCUGGUGAGGGUCUUCCGCAUCUUCAAGCUCUCUCGCCAUUCCAAGGGGCUGCAGAUCCUGGGGCAAACGCUGAAGGCUUCCAUGAGGGAGUUGGGGUUGCUUAUCUUUUUCCUGUUUAUUGGGGUCAUCCUUUUCUCCAGCGCAGUCUACUUUGCCGAGGCAGAUGACCCCACUUCAGGUUUUAGCAGUAUCCCGGAUGCCUUCUGGUGGGCAGUGGUAACCAUGACAACAGUAGGUUAUGGUGACAUGCACCCAGUGACCAUAGGGGGCAAGAUUGUGGGGUCUCUCUGUGCCAUCGCUGGUGUCCUGACCAUUGCUUUGCCUGUCCCUGUGAUUGUUUCCAACUUCAAUUACUUCUACCACCGGGAGACAGAAGGGGAAGAGCAAGCACAGUACAUGCAUGUGGGAAGUUGCCAGCACCUGACCUCAUCGGCUGAGGACCUCCGAAAAGCACGGAGUAAUUCCACUCUGAGUAAGUCGGAGUAUAUGGUGAUUGAAGAGGGGGGUAUGAACCAUAGCGCUUUCCCCCAGACUCCCUUCAAAACGGGCAAUUCCACUGCCACCUGCAACACGAACAAUAAUCCCAAUUCCUGUGUCAACAUCAAAAAGAUAUUUACUGAUGUUUAAUAUAUGAUACAAGUGACAUGCUAUGCUCAGUAUUGUGUGGAACAUACCCUCUUGGUCUGUGUAUGCCCUUAUUUUAUACAUCUCCAGACCAUUCAUCCAGGAAAGGACAUAAAGAAGUGGAAAGCACACUUCUUCAUUUUCUGUCUCCCCUCUGCUUCAUACUGAAACAGGUGUCUGUUUUGCAAGUGGGCUGCAUUCUCUCAGCUCUCCUUUUUUUUUUCUUCCUCCCUCUCUUAAUACUGCCAACAAGAAACUUACCUUUCAACUUGGUUUCUAGUACAAGCCCUGUUUAAAAAAAAAAUCGGUACAUCCUGGGAGGAAAUGAAACUGAAGAACAGUUAGAGUAACUGUUUAACCUCAGAACUGAAAGGCAGUUUUUUUCUUUACUAAGUAAAGCAGGCACAUACUUGAAUGAUGCUUCAGUUUGAUGGACCCUUCAACAUUAUUGACUGUUUAGUUCAGUUGCCUAUGCUGUGGAUGUGUGGAUGAAAAGUCUACUUAGAACAAUGACUUGUUUAUUUGUUUUCUGACUGGAAUUUCUGUUCGGAACCCCCUCCCCCCGGAAUUUUGUACAACUUUGACCAAAAAGGAAACGCACAAGAUGUCCUGAUCUGACUACUUAGUUUAACUCUUUGGGGCUUGUUAAGCAUUUCAAAAGUAUUAGACUAAUAGAUUCCUGUGAAGUUCUGUGUGUGUGUGUUCCAGCCAACAUCUAUCAGAGUCUAGAAACACAUGUUUUCAGUGCUGCUGAGAGAAACAAAAAAAAAAAAUCCUAAUGCAUCUGAGAGAUAAGCUUCUGCAGUAUCACAAGAUGAUUAAAGUGGCAGACACUCCUUCCAGCGGAAGUUACUAAUUCGGACCUGACUGAUGCAGUUCCCAUAGCAACCCAUGUUUCCUGGGAAACCCGAAAAAGGUUGUCAUGGUAUCUCUUGCUCUCUAGCCCCACCUCCUAGCCCCUGCCGUUUCCACAGUAACCUUUCCAGAUGGUUCCUACUUACAUGAUUUCAUAAGGAAACCCUCUGUUUGAAUAAACCGCACAAAUAAAGUUAAGUCUGAGAAUCUGAGAUGGUGAAAUGGAUCACAAAAUGCAUACUUUUUACUACAAAAAAAAAAUGUUGCUAUCAUCCCACAAUGGCUGAAUCAAGAAGGAAGAUAACAUCUUUUGAAUGUUAGAUAUACACCACAAUAAAGUAUGAUUUGAAUUAAAUGCCAGUAAUUAGGCCACAGUUUUAAAAGAUGCUUCUCUACUGUUUUCUUUCUCGAAGAAGUUUUAAGCCAACAAAUGAAAUUUAAAAGCAAAUAUGGAAGUGUUGUGUACACAAGCAAAUGAAAGAUUCAGUGUACCUGAAACCUUACUACAAGGGACCUUCAGAUUUCCUCUUAAAAAAAAUCCAGAUCCCACAACAGCACCUUUAACCAUCAUAGCACUUGAAAAGCUAAAUAAACUUAAAAAAUAUAA